This is a messenger RNA of Arachis stenosperma, 5435 nucleotides long. RefSeq names its product putative disease resistance protein RGA1. Lineage: Eukaryota; Viridiplantae; Streptophyta; Magnoliopsida; Fabales; Fabaceae. The record is from RefSeq and is a predicted model, not a curated record. Gene Ontology annotation, molecular function: ADP binding. The coding region runs from base 1816 to 5277 and encodes 1153 amino acids. Gene Ontology annotation, biological process: defense response to other organism. The transcript is spliced from 4 exons.
GGCUUAGCACGCAGAGUAACAUGAUUUACAGCUUGGAGGAGGACUACACAUUAAAGGCCUUGAGAAUGUCCUGAGUGAAUGCGAUGAGUAAGAAGGAGCUGAGUUGGCUAUAUUUGUCUUGGAAUUCUGAUUCUAAUUCAAUAUGUAUUAAUCCUGAAAGAGUCCCCCUAAUCUCAAGAAUUUCGGAAUUCAAGGUUACAGGGGAUUGCAAUUUCCUAGUUGGAUGGGAAAUACUAGCAUCUUUUCAAGCUGAGUUAUUGUUAUACUCUUUGAUUUCAGAAACUGUGAGCAGAUUCCUCCACUUGGUAAAUUACCACAUUUAACGAGUCUUUAUGUACGGGGAAUGAAAGAUGUGAAGUACAUCGAUGAAGACUCAUAUGAUGGAGUAGAGGAGAAAGCCUUUAAGUUCCUAAAGAAACUAAAUUUGUUAGGGUUGCCAAAGUUAGAGAGGAAUGUAAGGGACGAAGGAGUUGAGAUGCUCCCACUUGUUUCGGAAUUAAGGAUUGAAGUUGCCACCCCUUCAAUCUCUUUCAUUCCAUUUGUUAGAUUGGCCAUACAUUGCUCACAUCUCUCACAUCCGAUCUAUUCAAAUGUAGAUGGAACACGAUGAAGAUUAAUACUCGUUCUCGAUCUCUAAAAUUUGAGUUUGACCAAAUUGUUGAAGAUCUCUGAAUCAAAAGUGCACAUGUAGAUGUAGCAAGCAACGAAGCAAAGUAGAUUAGCAUCACAACCCUGAGGUUGCAGCGUAGGCAUGAGUCCAUGCAAUCACACUUGAAGAAAGUAGUUUUCGGUUCUAUCAAGAUUCCCAACUUGCUUGACCUUUCAUAUUCAAGUUCACAUAUUUGAAGAAGUGUUUUGCUGUUAGUUUUGCAUUGAAGUACCACCUUCUCAUAUUCUGCCCCUCAAGCAAAGUGGCUCUGGUGUGUGUUUUCCAUUGACCUUAUGAGACAACAUACAACGUUGGAACUUUAGCUAAUUUCAUAUUCGUUUAACUAAUACUCAUGAAAUAAAGAAUACAUUAUAUUUUGCAAUCAUUUGUAGUGAAUAUUGUCUUUGGUAGUAUACUAAAUUGAGGUAAUAGGAAGGAAGGGAAAUGCGGGAAUGUAAAGAAUUAGGCUUAGAUGGCACAACAAGAAGAGAUAAAAUGGCAAUAGCUUUGAGGGGUCACUUUGUUCUCUCUUUUAAUUUAUAAAAAAUAAUAAAUAGAUAUGAUCUGAUAGCUCCAAAGAAUUUGUCUUUUCUGUUAAUUUGAGACUGAUGAGAAUGGUCAUGGGGGCCAGGACUUAUGGAGGUUUGGAGUUGGAAAGCAAGGAGGAUGAUAUUGUAAAUUAAUUUAAACAUAAUUUCAUAAUUACAUGUGUUAAUUUUAUAAUAAACCAUUCCGAUCUUUGAUUACAAGAAUUAAUGGCAAAGAUGGAAAUUGCAUGUAACACACAAACAUGGUAGGAGCAUGUAAGAAUUCACCUCUAAUCAUAUAUGUAUAUAUGCAUACUCACAUGGAAGACAUAUGUUUACCAAGGUCUGCUUAAAAAUACUAAAAAAUUGUCACAACCACCCACCAAAUGCCUCUGUUCUUGAAACGUAGGCCUACCCCAAUCAUUUUUUUAUUCUUCUAUUAUGUUUUCUAAUGGCUGGUUCUUUGGGAGUAAUGAGCACGAGAUUCCAAAACUAUGUUAAAGUGAUUUAAAUUGCAAUUUGUGAAGUUGCAUGUUUGACGCAUUCACAUUCUCCCACAAAAACAGUUUCAUAAUAGUAGAUUUAUCUACCUUCCUCUUACUGCAACACCAAACCAGUGUCAUAAUAUAGUCAACUUGCAUGUGCAUAGCAUUCAGUCCAAUAUAUGAGCUUUCAUUCGUUCUAGCUUUUCAAAUGGCUGAAUCUCUACUUCAAAUGGUGAUUGAAAACUUGCAAGCUUUUGUUCAGGACGAGCUUGCAACUCUUUGGGGCGUCCACUCGCAGAUUCAAGAGCUGUCAGGGAACCUUGCUGCAAUCCAUGCAGUGCUCCAAGAUGCUGAGGAGAAGCAGAUCAGAGAGCGUGCUGUGAAGCUUUGGCUGCAGAAGCUUUCAGAUGCAGCACACGUGCUUGAUGAUAUCUUAGAUGAAUGUUCAAUAGAGUCCAACCGUCUACACAGUGAGCAGUGCUUAACUCGUCUUGAUCCUGUGACCAUUAUGUUUCGUCGGGACAUUGGUAAGAGGAUGAAAGAGAUGGUUGACAGGUUUCGUCAAAUUGAUGAAGAAAGGAAAAGGUUUGAAUUGCGUGGAAGAGUUCCAGAGAGGCAACAAGAAGAUGAAGCAUGGCGCCAGACAUGUUCUGGUAUCACUGAGCACAACAUCUAUGGAAGGGAGCAAGACACAGAAAAUAUUGUGGAGUUUCUUUCAAGGAGUGCUGAUAGCAGUAACAACCUCUCUGUUUAUCCAAUUGUUGGCAUGGGGGGCCUUGGAAAAACAACACUUGUUCGAUGGGUUUACAAUGACAAGAAGGUAAUUGAACAUUUCGAUCUGAGAAUUUGGGUUUGUGUUUCCACUGAAUUCAAUACCAUGAGAAUUCUAGAGUCCAUUGUGGAAUCUACAAGUGGACAUAACCCGAACCUCUCUACUUUAGAAGCAAUGAAAAACAAAGUUCAAGAAAUACUGCUAGGCAAAAGGUAUUUACUUGUUCUAGACGAUGUGUGGAGCACGGACAAAUGGGAGGACUUGAAGUCUGUUUUGCUUUGCGGAGGUGGAACAAAAGGUGCUGCAGUUUUGGUCACUACCCGAGUUGAGAGUGUUGCAUCUGUCAUGGGAACAUGCCCUGCUCAUCACUUGUCACCAUUAUCCGAGGAUGAUAAUUGGUUAUUGUUCAAAUACCAUGCAUUUGGAUCAGACAAAGUGGAGCGCACAGAGCUUGUGGCAAUAGGCAAGGAGAUUGUAAAGAAAUGUGGUGGUUCCCCUCUUGCAUCUAAAGCACUUGGAAGCCUUUUGCGCAAUAAAAAGGAGGAAAUACAGUGGGUGAAUGUAUUGGAAAGUAAGUUUUGGGACAUACUUGAGGAUGAUGCUAUUAUUGUACGUGCUUUGAAAAUCAGCUACUUCAAUUUGAAGUUGUCAUUAAGACAAUGCUUUGCUUUUUGUGCCAUUUUCCCCGAAGAUUUUCGAAUGGAAAAGGAGCAACUUAUUCAUCUUUGGAUGGCCAAUGGUUUGAUCAAAUCCAAAGGGAAGUUGGAGAUUGAGGAUGUUGGUAAUGAGGCUUGUGAGGAAUUAUGUCAGAGAUCAUUUUUCCAAGAAGUUGAGAUUGAUGCAUUGGGAAGAACUACAUUCAAGAUGCAUGAUUUAUUUCAUGAACUUGCCCAAUCCAUAAUGGGCGAAGAGUGCAGAGUUUAUGAUGAGUCUGCAAGCUUGACCAAUUUGUCUACAAGGGUCCACCAUGUCACUUGUUUAAAACCAGAGAUAGAGUUAAACAUGGAUCCCUUCAAGAAAGCAGAAUCCUUGAGGAGUAUGAUUAUUCUUCGUCAAUUUGAUUAUCAUCGCAAUCUUCAUGGGUUGCCACCAUUCAAUUCUCUCCGUGCACUAUGUACAAAUGCUUCUCAACUCUCAGCACUGAAGAGUUUAACGCAUUUGAGGUACCUGAAUCUGCGUAGCAGCGGUAUCACAACACUGCCUGAAUGUGUUUCGAGGCUACAAAAAUUGCAGAUUCUGAAGUUAGAAAAAUGUCUAUAUCUUUCUUGUUUGCCCAAACACUUAACACAAUUGAAGGAUCUUAGACAUCUCCUAAUUGAAGAAUGUGAUUCAUUAGUAGAGAUGCCUCCGAAUAUCGGCGAGUUGAAAUGUUUGAAAACAUUGAAUCUUUUUAUUGUGGAUACAAAGGCAGGGUAUGGGUUAUCAGAGUUACGUGAUUUACAGCUUGGAGGCAAACUACGCAUCAAGGGGCUUGAAAAUGUCAUAAAUGAGGGUGAUGCUAGAGAUGCUAAUUUGAGUGCUAAGAAGAAGUUGGAAAAGUUAUACCUGUCAUGGGGCUCCUCUGAUUCAAGGUGUGGUGCCAAUGCUGAGAGAAUACUUGAAGCGCUUGAGCCUCCCUCCAAUCUCAAGAGUUUUGGGAUGAAUGGUUACAGCGGAGUAGAGUUGCCUAGCUGGAUGCAAAAUACUUCAAUUCUUUCCAGCUUAGUUAUGGUGAUACUCUAUGAUUGCAAGAACUGCAAGCACGUACCUCCACUUGGUAAACUACCACAUUUAACCGUUCUUUAUGUAUCUGGAAUGAAAGAUGUGAAGUACAUUGAUGAUGACUCUUAUGAUGGCGUGGAUGAGAAGGCAUUUAAGUCGUUGAAGGACCUGACCUUAUUGAAGCUGCCAAACUUGGAAGGGAUGUUACGAGAUGAAAGAGUAGAAAUGCUUCCACUUCUUUCUAAAUUAAAGGUCUCAUGUGUCCCUAAGAUUAAGUUGCCACUCCUUCCAUCUCUAGAGUACAUUUGGAUUGACGGAACAGGGUCAGACUCUGAUCAUAGUGAUAGUGAAGACAUGGCUUUGUCUUUCCCGGAAUCUAUUGUGGAGAAUAUGCAUCGUGUUAAGGUCCUCCAUAUUAAACACUUUCCUACACUCAAGGCAUUACCCCAUGAACUAGGCAGCCUUAAUUCACUACAAGAGUUAAAACUCAACUAUUGCGAUAGACUCGAGUCGUUUUCAGAGAACGUGGUGCAAGGUUUGAGUUCACUUCGAACUUUGAGUAUUGGUUGUUGUAAGGAACUGAAAUCUUUGUCUGAAGGUGUGAGACAUCUAACUUGUCUGGAGCGCCUUGAUAUCAUAUACUGUCCGAAGCUGGUGACUCUACCGAGUAGCAUGAAUCAGCUAGUUUCCCUUCGUCAUAGUUACAUCAAUUCUUGUGAUACAUUGCCAGAAGGCUUACAAAAUGUGCCUUCCCUCCAAAGUUUGGAUGUGUAUAACAUACGUUCAAUUCCUGAGUGGUUGGGGGACUUAACUUCUCUUCAAAAGUUACAUCUCGACUGUAAGGGGUUAAGGUCACUACCCAGUAGCUUCCGAAACCUGACAAACUUGCGUGAGCUAUCUAUUCGUGGGUGUCAUAAGGAGCUGCAGAAGCGAUGCACCAGAUUAACAGGACAGGAUUGGCAAAACAUUGCUCACAUCCCACAAUUCAAACUGGUUCCCAUUCAUGAAGAGACAUUUUCUGAUAAAAUCAGAUCCAAAUGGAGAUCAUGGCAGCUAAGAAGAGAUCGACGUCGUCAUCAUUUCGCUGAAGCUGAUACAUUUGACCAUCUGGUUGAAGCGCUCUUUUAUUGGUACAAAAUGUGAAAAUGGAUGAUGAUUGAACCCUGAUCAUGAGGUCAGAAACAUUGGAUGGAAUCGUUAGCAUUGAAUUCCAUCGCUCUCUCACACUCUGUAAAACUGUAAAUAGAACUCCAGAUAGAUAUUAGUACUCUUAUCUGUUGCAUUUUUAUCAUCCUGUUAUU